Molecule: messenger RNA, 904 nt
Organism: Blepharisma stoltei
Lineage: Eukaryota; Ciliophora; Heterotrichea; Heterotrichida; Blepharismidae
Source: the annotation of a GenBank genome assembly
AUGAGCCUAAGUUGGUAUUUUUUAAAAUAUAGCGCGUGCUUCCCUAUAGAUUUUCAAGGAAAAUGCCCUUCAAAUAAAAAAAAUUAUUUGAAAUUCUAAAAGAACUCCAAAAAGUCAGAUAUCAAUUUAAAAAUGCAUUAUAUAUGUCCGAUUUGUCAAUUUGAAAUAAGACUUUUCAGAUUUUGCCUUAAUUUAAAAAGUUAAAUUUUUUAUAUAUAAAAGCACUUGUCCUCAGGGAUCUAAAAUGAGGCUUGUGCUAUAGUGAUUUUCUUUUAAAUAUCGUUCUUUUAGGUGAGCCAGCUACCGGAAAAUCAUUUUUUUCUUCAUCAUUUAUGAACGAAAACCCACCUACUGAGUAUAAAUCAACUAUUGGGAUUGAUUUUGUAAGGUUCAUUAUAGAAAGCGAAGUAUGUAAAAUAUCAGAAAAAAUGUAUCAAGCUUUAUAUAUGAGACCCUUCUGGGCAAGCUCAAUUUACUAAUAUAACAACUUCUUAUCUGAGAGGUCGUCAUGGUGUUUUUAUUAUUUUUAGUUUGACAGAUAGGAGCUCUUUUGAAAAAGUUAAAUUUUGAAAAGAUCUCUGUGAUAAUAGUUGACGAUGCAACGAUUCAUGCAUUUUAGUAGGAAAUUGAUGCGAUUUGGAAGAUAAGAGAGAAAUCACUUAUGAAGAAGCAAAGGACCUUGCAGAUAGUCUUGGCAUUCUAUAUAUUGAAGUAUCUGCUAAAAAUGGAUUUAAUAUUGAUCGAGCAUUCUGGUAUCUGAUUUUUAAUAUUAUAUGGUGUUUAAAGUGAUAAACUGGAAUAUAAUUAGUUUCUGAUAGCCAUUUAUAGCAAAAAAUAGGUUAGUGAAAUAUAAAUAAAGGGAAAUUUUAUAUGCAGAGGUAUGCCUAGUUUAAGGUUUUUUUAA